Molecule: messenger RNA, 1068 nt
Organism: Hyphopichia burtonii NRRL Y-1933
Lineage: Eukaryota; Fungi; Ascomycota; Pichiomycetes; Serinales; Debaryomycetaceae
Exons: 1
Coding region: 1-1068 (355 amino acids)
Biological process (GO): lipid metabolic process
Source: RefSeq, a predicted model, not a curated record
AUGAUAUACAUUUACUUAGCUAUCUUUCUGGUUUUAUGUGGUAUAAUUGUCGGGCAGGAACAUAAUUUAGAGAAAGGAAAGAAUCGUGAUUCAGUGAGUCCAAUUGACAAUGAGAUUUAUUCAAAUCUAUAUACAUAUGCACAUUUGAUUGAUAUUUCUUACUGUAUAUCCUCUACAAGCCAAAUCGGCGAGCCUUUUGAAUGUGAAUUGAGUUGUGAGAAAAGAUUUCCAAAUGUUACUUUGGUUUACCAAUGGUAUUUUGAUGAUUCGGUCUGCGGUUAUAUAGCAACUACAAAUUCCAAUAUUUUUGACUAUGAAAAUGCAUCUAACAGUUCUAAAAAGACAAUUAUUGUUUCAUUGAGAGGAACAAGGUCAAUUUUUGAUACUUUCACUGAUUUGAAAACUGACUUGACCGAUUAUGCUAACGUUAAUAGCAAACUACCGGCUUGCGGUGAUCAAUGCAAAGUCCAUCAAGGAUUUUAUGAUUAUUUCCUUAGAACACUAGCCAUUAUACAAAGAGUAUUACUUCAUGAGUUGAUUGAUACUCCUGAGGAAUACGAAUUGCUUAUUGUUGGUCAUUCCAUGGGUGGUGCAAUUGGUCUUUUCAUUUCAUUGCACUUCCUUGAUUUGGGUUUUGAUAAGAUGACGUUGGUAACUAUGGGCCAGCCGUUAGUUGGCAAUAAGCAGUUUGUGGAUUGGGUGGAUGAUGUUAUGGGGAGUAGGUUCAAGGCUAAACACAAUUCCUUUGAUCGAAAAUACUUACGCAUAAUCCAUAAAGGGGAUAUUGUCACUGUUAUUCCUAGUAAUAGAAAUAACGAUGAUAACUACAUUCAGUUUGAAAAUCAAAUAUAUUUGAACUGUUCUGCUUCAAAUCCAGUCCCUUCUCUCGAGAAGGUUGUUGAUUGUCAAACUGCAAGUAAUCAAGCAUGCAUAGCGAAAGAUUUUAAGACCCAUGAUAGCAUCAAUAGGAAUUAUUUUGAAAGUCACAAUACCUACUUUAGAAAACUUGGUCUAUGUGGAAUGAGGAUUAGACCAAAUGAUAUAGAAAUUAAAGAAAAUUUUUAUUGA